UAUCCUUCAUUCCAAUCCAUCAUACAUCAAAUCCCCAAAAAAAAUCCUCAAAAAUCAUAAUGGAGGCAAACAUGUUAGUUUCAUCUUCAUAUCUCAUAAUUUUCCUUACACUACUCAAUCAUCUUCCUACAUACCAUUCCCAUUUAAGCAAAGAACACAAAACUUGUAGUCAAACAUUCAAUUGUGGGUCCCUAACCAACAUUACCUACCCUUUCUAUGGCUUAAACAGACCAUCAUAUUGUGGACACCCUGGUUUUGAGCUUCAAAAUUGCAACCAAACAAAUGCCCAUAUCAUUAUGAACUCCCAAAAUUUUACCCUUAUAAGCAUAAAUUACACAUCUUCAACUGUUAAUAUAGCUAGACAAGACUUUAAAGCAAAUUCAGGGUGUCCAAAUUCAUUAACCAACAUUAGUAUUGACUUCUCUUUGUUUCAAUACACCGAAAUGAAUGCAAAUCUUACCUUGUUUUAUGGAAAUUGUGCAAGAUUAUGUAAUCUUACGACAUUUUCGACGUUUGAUUGUCCUAUGAGUCCUGUAAAUAUACCAGUUUGUUGGUUGACAAAGAAUGUGAUGAUGAAGAAAAAUAUUACACAAGGGUCUUGUUCUAGCCAUCUUUUUCUUCCUAUUCAUAUGGAAGAUAAUUUGGGUAUGGAUAAAAGGGGAGCAUACUUUCCUGCAGUUGCUUGGAAUGGUUUUGAGCUUAAAUGGAGUGCAAAUAAUGGGUUGUGUAAGGAUUGUCUUAGAUCAGGAGGACAGUGUGGGCAUGACCCAAGUUCUAAUAAGUUUUUUUGCUUUUGUAAUGAUGAAUCUAAGUGCCCUUUUCCUGGUUCCACACCAAACAAGCACAGCCUAUCCAAGUCUGAAAUCGCGCUUAUAGCAUCUUUACCUGCUGUCACAGGAUGCAUAUUGAUCAGCAUAUGCUUCUACUUAACACGAAAAUGGUCGACAAACGAGGAUUCGCAGCACAAAACGAAACCAGAUGUUGAGGCAUUCUUAAGGAACCAUGGAACAGUUGGGCUACAAAGAUACACGUACUCUGAUCUAAAGAAAAUAACCAAUUCUUUUAGAGAAAAGUUAGGUGGAGGAGCAUAUGGUGCAGUAUACAAAGGGAAAGUGCAGCAUACAGGACAUCUUGUAGCAGUAAAAAUACUUAAAAAGGCACAAGGAAAUGCAGAGGAUUUUAUCAAUGAGGUUGCAAGUAUAGGUAAAACUAACCAUGUUAAUGUGGUUACACUUUUAGGGUUUUGUUAUGAAGGGCAAAAUAGAGCUCUUGUGUAUGACUUUAUGGUUAAUGGGUCGCUUGAGAAGUACUUGUAUGGAAGAGAUCAUCAUCAUUUGUUAUCUUGGGAAGACUUGUUCAAAAUUGCGGUAGGAAUUGCUAGAGGACUCGAGUACUUGCAUCGAGGUUGUAACACUAGAAUCCUUCAUUUCGACAUCAAACCGCAUAAUAUUCUCCUAGAUGAAAAUUUUUGUCCAAAGAUUUCGGAUUUUGGGCUUGCAAAGUUAUGCCCUCAAAAGGAGAGCUUAGUUUCGAUAUCUGAGGCUAGGGGAACUGUUGGGUACAUUGCUCCUGAGGUGUUUUUGAGGAGUUUUGGUGGUGUUUCUUAUAAGUCGGAUGUUUAUAGUUACGGAAUGUUGGUUUUGGAAAUGGUUGGGUGUAGAAGAAAUAUUGAUAUUGAAGGUACUGAAAGGAGUAGUGAGAAAUAUUUUCCGCAAUGGAUAUAUGAACAACUUGAAUCUAGAGUUGAAUUUGGUGAUGAUCAAGAGGAGGAUGAGAGGUUGAGCUAUGAAGAUAGGGAGAUUCAAAAGAAGAUGAUUUUAGUUAGCUUAGCUUGUGUGAAAACCAACCCAUCGAGUCGGCCUGAGAUGAGUAAAGUAGUAGAUAUGCUUCAAGGACGUGUUGAUUCGUUACAACUUCCUCGUAUCACCUCGUUAGCCCCCACUUCAUCACUUAUUAACUCGUCUUUGGUUGCCUCAUCCUCCUCGACUACUCCCUCUUCGGUUCCCCUUUCGUCCUCAUUCGUUGGCUCCCCGUCAGAUGCUGGCUCGCUAGGUUCACAACCAGGGUCAUUACGUACUUUUAAUGUAACACAUACUCCUACACUAUGAAACUAUAUAGUUUCAAAACCUAGAAGUAUUUCAUAAUUAGAGUUUUUAUGAAGCUAUUUAAUUUUAAAUUUUUUUUAUCCAAGUAUGUAGAGGUGUUAAGUUAAUUAUUUAAAUUGAUGAUUGUACUUCAAUCAAUUCAAAUCAGGUCGUAUUUAAUGUGGCCAAUGGUAUGAUUUAGUUUCAAAAUAUUCAAUAUACAUGUUAUUUGAAAAUA
This is a messenger RNA of Amaranthus tricolor (Joseph's coat), 2322 nucleotides long. Its product is annotated as LEAF RUST 10 DISEASE-RESISTANCE LOCUS RECEPTOR-LIKE PROTEIN KINASE-like 2.4. Gene Ontology annotation, biological process: protein phosphorylation. Bases 60 to 2108 code for a protein of 682 amino acids. The record is from RefSeq and is a predicted model, not a curated record. The transcript is spliced from 3 exons. Gene Ontology annotation, molecular function: ATP binding; polysaccharide binding; protein kinase activity. Lineage: Eukaryota; Viridiplantae; Streptophyta; Magnoliopsida; Caryophyllales; Amaranthaceae.